Molecule: messenger RNA, 752 nt
Organism: Anolis sagrei ordinatus
Lineage: Eukaryota; Metazoa; Chordata; Lepidosauria; Squamata; Anolidae
Source: RefSeq, a predicted model, not a curated record
GUGUCCCUUCCUCCCUCCGUUCGAUCCCAGAACUCAUCAAAUUCCUGACCAUGGCGAUCUUCACGUGCUCGGCUUAUCACGCUGCGGUCAACAGUGGCCAGUUUGAACUGGGGGCUUUCAUGCCCAACCUGCCGUCAUCCAUGCGGAAGCCCCCGCCCCAAAUGAAGGCCCCUGUGACCCUGAACGAGUUCUUGGACAUCAUCCCUGAGAUGAACACCACCAGCCAGGUCCUCUCAGUCCUGUGGGUCUUGAGGAAUGAGGACUUUGACAUGAAAAUGCUUGGCGAAUACGACGAGGAGCACUUUGUGGAAGAGGAGCCCAAGCAGCUCAUCACAGCUUUCCAGCAGCGCUUGGCCCACAUUGCGGAGGAAAUUAGAAAGAGGAAUGUCUCACUGAAAUUGCCUUACACCUACCUCUAUCCACCCAACAUCGAGAACAGCACCACAAUAUAGGAACUGGAUUACAGCUCCAAAAGAUACCCCUGCUGGACCCUCUUUGUUUGUGCAGCUCAGCAAUCUUAUCCCCAAGAUACAUGGCAAACGCUGUUAAUUUCUGCUUUGUCUCCAUUUUCCUGCAUGCAAAAAGGGAGAGAACCGUUCCUCCUCUCGCUCUUGGCUUUGGGCCACUUUGUUCUGCUAAGGGGUUGGACUAGAUGACUUUAGGGUCCCCUUACAAUGCACUGAUCUAUGGCACUGUUUAGCAAAGAGAGGGAGACCACCUCCAUCUGUGCUGAGAUCUCACUAUACAGCGUC